AUGUUUCGGAAGAGGAAUCUCGUCACAAACAAUGCUGCUCCAAGCGCAGCGCAGUUGACGGCCAGACAAUCACUGCUUCCCAAUCUGUCGGUCACUACGCUCUUCUUCCUUUGGGGAUUCGCCUACGGCCUUCUCGAUGUCCUCAACUCGCACUUCCAAUCCCUUCUGAAUAUCAGCGGCUCCAUGGCCUCGGGUCUGGCUGCUGCUUACUUCGGCGCGUAUUUCAUCUGCCCACCUACGCUUUCCGGUUACAUCGUCCGCCGAUUCGGAUUUCGGGCGACGUUUGUUACGGGCCUGUUUAUUCUAGCUGUGGGGUGUUUACUGUUCUGGCCCUCUGGUGUGAAGAAAUCUUUCGCGGGCUUCUGUGGCUCAAUGUUUGUGGUCGGCUGCGGUCUCUCUACCCUCGAAACAGCCGCAAAUCCAUUUCUAGCAAUCUGUGGUCCGCCAAAAUAUUCGGAAAUCCGCCUCAACCUUGCUCAAGGCGUUCAAGGCACAGGCUCAUUUGUAGCUCCGCUACUGGCUUCGCGAGUGUUUUUCGCACACACACUCAAUACCGAAGACUCACUCGCCAAUAUGCAAUGGGUUUACCUAGGCGUUGCCGGUUUUGUCGCCUGCCUUAUUGUGAUCUUCCUCGUCAUUCCCAUGCCAGAGAUUACAGAUGCCGAUAUGGCUAAUCUUGAGGGCGAGAUAAAUGACUCCAACCCAGGGCCGUUUCGCAAGCAGUAUAACCUAUUCUUGGCCGUUUUCUCACAAUUCUGCUACGUGGGUGCGCAAGUUGCGGUUGCUAACUACUUCAUCAACUUCUGUCUUGAACAGGGUAAAACCCAUGCGCAGGGCUCAGAUCUUCUUGCGGUUGCCCAGGGGCUCUAUACCGCUAAUCGAUUUAUUGCAGCUGGACUUAUGAUGAUGCCUGCUUUUAAACCUCGACUUAUCCUAGCCACCUACCUCGCUCUUUGCAGUAUUUUUAUAGCUAUUGCUAUUGCGACUAAGGGGGCUACAUCUAUCGCAUUCCUUAUUCUUGUAUUUUGCGCCGAGUCUGCAUGCUUUGCUUGCAUAUUUGCUACCGGUCUGCGUGGCCUUGGCCGGCAUACUAAGCGAGGCGGCUCCUUUCUCGUUGCAGCUAUUUCAGGUGCUACUGCCUUUACCCCGGCGACCGGUGCUCUUAUGGAUGCUACCAAUGCGUCAACUGCGAUGGUCAUCCCCUUGACCGGAUAUGUUCUGGCCUCGGUGUAUCCACUCUAUAUCAAUGUAUGGAAUAAAGAGCUUAUGGACUCUCAUCGUUCCACUAUGGUUGGCAUCGAGCCCAAGCCCCAGGAAAAGGAAGAUGUCGAGAGAAAUUCUAUGGAGAAGCAGGGUGUAGCCAUUACACAAGAGUUGGCUAAUUAG
Messenger RNA from Ilyonectria robusta, 1386 nucleotides. Its product is annotated as glucose galactose transporter. The record is from RefSeq and is a predicted model, not a curated record. Bases 1 to 1386 code for a protein of 461 amino acids. Gene Ontology annotation, biological process: transmembrane transport. Gene Ontology annotation, molecular function: transmembrane transporter activity. The transcript has 5 exons. NCBI's taxonomy places the organism in Eukaryota, Fungi, Ascomycota, Sordariomycetes, Hypocreales, Nectriaceae.